CUUACUCCCACUUUCUCAGUAUCAUCACACUGCACUCCCACCUGUCUCUUCCUAUAUAAUUCCCUCAUCUUUCCUCAUCCUGAUCCAAACCCCCUAGAAGCAUGCCGUGCGGCGCAGUGAAGUCCUUUCUGGUGAGCCUGUCUCGGAGGAAGCCCCUGGAGCCUGAGGGGGAGCAGUCCACGUUUAACCGAUGCCUGACCACUCUGGACUUGGUGGCCCUCGGUGUGGGCAGCACCCUGGGAGCCGGGGUCUACGUCCUGUCUGGAGAGGUGGCCAGAGACACUGCAGGGCCCAGCAUCAUCGUCUCCUUCUUCAUCGCUGCUCUGGCCUCUAUAUUUGCCGGGCUGUGCUAUGCAGAGUUUGGGUCCCGGGUUCCCAAAACAGGAUCAGCAUACCUUUACAGCUAUGUGACUGUUGGAGAGCUGCUGGCUUUUAUCACUGGCUGGAAUCUGUUGCUCUCCUACGUCAUAGGCACAUCCAGUGUUGCGUUGGCGUGGAGUGGGACAUUUGAUGACCUCAUAGGGGGCGUCAUAUCAAAAUACUUAGAAGAAAAUGCAGCCAUGGGCCUACCUGGUUUGGCACCUUACCCAGAUGUCUUUGCUGCAGCUCUCAUCUUUAUACUGUCAGGUCUGCUGGCUUUUGGAGUGAAAGAGUCAACAACAAUCAACAAGGUCUUCACAGCAAUCAACAUCCUGGUGCUGCUGUUUGUGACCAUCUCUGGGUUCAUCAAGGGAGACAUCUCAAACUGGCAAAUCAGUGAAGAGGCUCUGCUUGACGCCACGGCCGAACUCAAAAACCUGAGCUCUACUGCCAAUAUAACAAGUGUGUAUGGAACGGGUGGCUUUUUCCCUUAUGGCUUCAGUGGAACCCUGGCUGGAGCUGCGACGUGUUUCUAUGCUUUUGUUGGAUUUGACUGCAUCGCUACAACGGGUGAGGAGGUGAAGAACCCUCAGAAGUCUGUACCUGUGGGCAUCGUGGCCUCACUACUCAUCUGUUUCGUGGCGUACUUUGCCGUGUCUGCUGCUCUCACCCUGAUGAUGCCCUACUACAUGCUCAGUGAGAAAAGCCCCCUGCCAGUGGCCUUUGACUACGUCGGCUGGGGUCCUGCCAGAUAUGCCGUGGCUGUGGGGUCGCUUUGUGCCCUGUCCACCAGCCUGCUGGGUUCCAUGUUCCCGAUGCCCAGGGUGAUGUUCGCCAUGGCAAGAGAUGGCUUGCUUUUCCAACCCCUGACCAAAGUCACCGCUAAAGGCAGCCCUGCUAUUGCUACAAUUACAUCUGGAGUUGUGGCAGCCAUCAUGGCCCUGCUGUUUGACCUGGAAGCCUUGGUGGAAAUGAUGUCCAUCGGCACUCUGUUUGCUUACACACUCGUGGCCAUAUGCAUCCUAAUACUGAGGUACCAGCCGAGUCCAUCAGAAGAAUCAGAUCUGCAGAUCAUAGAAUCAAACACCAAAUUUGGUUUCCUGAACCCUCCGUCAACGCCCAACUCAUCCACCUCACAGACAGUCACAAUCUUGACUAUCACCUCUGUUGCAUGUGUGGUUGGACUGUGCAUCACCUUGACUCAAGCCAUUGAUGCUCUGUCCCGUAUGGAAGCAUGGAGUGUGGCGCUUGUCUGCAUCUUUGUCUGCAUCCUGCUGGUCCACCUUUUCCUCAUCUGGAGGCACCCACAGAAUCCCACCAAGGCAUCUUUUAUGGUGCCUUUACUCCCUGCUCUGCCUUUAGUGAGCACACUCAUCAAUGUCUACCUGAUGGUGCAGUUAGGCGCAGACACUUGGUUAAGAUAUGCUAUCUGGAUGUUAGUGGGGUUACUCAUCUACUUUUUCUACGGGGUUUGGAACAGUGUUCAGAGGAAGCGUCUCAGGAACAACCAGAUGAGUGUUGAAACCAUCAGCAGCAAAAUGGACAAUACAUCCAAAACAUACAUUGAUAAAGAAGAAAAAUUCUGAGCUUGUUUUGGAGCGGAGAGACACUGAUUCAGAUGUUACAGUGAGUAACUGCUUUGAGUUUGUAACUGAUGUUUUAUAUGCACCGGUGCUGAUCUGUUUCUGCAGUGUUCAGUUCUCAGUGUCUGAGAGUGUCAGGGUGACAGGGGCACAGUGCAGGCACAUGGACAGACGGGCCAAUCUGUUUUAUAAGUUUUAUUUCAUACUGACAUUUAUUAUAUGUUGAUGGAGUUUGUAAUUUAUCAUAUUUUUAUUGCCAUUAUUGAAAUGCUGCCUGACAUAUUUUUGGACUUUCCAGAUGUUCAAGGCGCAAAGAACAGGGAAUGCAGACAUUUCAUAAAGAUGUGUGUACAGGAAUCGUUACAGAUCUGUGAGCACACUUUUAAAAAUUUGAACUCCACUCCCUGCUCAUUUUCAUGUCAUUAUUAAUCACAUUUACCUGUAUAUUCUGUAUGAAUGUCAGAGCCAUGUCCCGGGGCUGCUAAAUCUACUAUAAGAGAAGUUCCUACGCCCAUAUUUAAAAAGAAAAAGAAAAAAAGGGCUAAAACAAGUUCCCGUAGAUAAUUACACUUUUAUUACACCUAAAUAACAAGUUUACACUUUUUAAAUCAAUUGUAAAAUGUGAAAAUUUAUUGCAAUUUUAUACAAUUUUAUGAUUUUAGAGAACGAGAAAUGUUUUUUUUUUUUAUAAAUAUAAAUUUAUAGUGUUAGACUGAAGAAUAUGUACAAUGUAGAUACAGAAAACCUUUUGUGAAGUGUCAUAUUUUUUGUUCUUGUCCUGUUUAAAGAUUCACUUUAUUAAUUGUUUGUUGUUUAAAAUUGUAAAUAUAAAAAAACAAAAACUGUACAUGUUUUCUAAUUGCAUGUUGUAAAUGUAUUCCUUAAUUAAAAAGAAAUAAUCCUGUUUU
This is a messenger RNA of Seriola dumerili (greater amberjack), 2851 nucleotides long. Its product is annotated as cationic amino acid transporter 2-like. Bases 102 to 1946 code for a protein of 614 amino acids. Gene Ontology annotation, biological process: amino acid transport; transmembrane transport. Gene Ontology annotation, cellular component: plasma membrane. NCBI's taxonomy places the organism in Eukaryota, Metazoa, Chordata, Actinopteri, Carangiformes, Carangidae. Gene Ontology annotation, molecular function: amino acid transmembrane transporter activity. The record is from RefSeq and is a predicted model, not a curated record. The transcript is spliced from 11 exons.